Molecule: messenger RNA, 900 nt
Organism: Drosophila eugracilis
Lineage: Eukaryota; Metazoa; Arthropoda; Insecta; Diptera; Drosophilidae
Product: accessory gland protein Acp29AB-like
Exons: 1
Coding region: 10-867 (285 amino acids)
Molecular function (GO): signaling receptor activity
Source: RefSeq, a predicted model, not a curated record
UUGCCCACAAUGCUUAGGUCCACGGUUGUAUUUUUCUGUACUUUUUUGGUACUUGAUCCUUAUAGAUCCCUAACCCAAGCUCAGGAUCGACAGCGCUACGUCUGUUUAUUAUCGGACCCUCCAAGUCAAUGCAGUGAAUAUUGCGUAUCCGCACUCCAACCUGUGAUCAAUCACAUUACAAAUAGGCAGAAGGAUUGGAAUACCUGCGAGGUGAAGCUGAACGAAACCCAGGAGACUCUAGAUCGACUAGAAGAACAUUUGGUAGUGAAACAGAUCGAAGCAGAGAAACAGCUGACUUCCCUUCAGGCCAAUUUGACACAAGCUAUCCCAAAGGAUCUCGAGCAAAGACUGACCCUAAUAGAAGCCAAUCAAAAAGACUUAUCACGCCAACUCUUUGCGAUAAAGAACAAUACCGAGAGCCAGCUAACCGACAUGCAGGAUACGCUAACCAAAGUGGACAGGAGGACCAUGCUGCAGAACUAUCAAAGGAUUGGCACCAGGCUAUUCUACAUUGAGCAUUACCUAUAUGUGGACUGGAGGACAGCGGAAAAGAUCUGUGUUGAGAUAGGCGGUCAUUUGGCUGCCUUUAAGAACGAACAAGAGUACAACGGUAUAGCUGGGCAACUGAAGCAGCAGAACUACUGGCUGGGCAUCAACGAUCUCGCCAAACAGGGCGAGUUCAUAUCCUUGGCCUCCGGCAAGCCGGCAACUUACUUCCAAUGGCGUUGGAAUGAGCCUAAGUAUGACAAAUUCGAUGGCAUCGAUGAGCAUUGUGCUUACAUCUAUGGAGUUAGGAACUACAUGAUAGUCUUAUCCUGCACCACUGAUCUAAUGCAUUUUAUUUGCCAAGCUGACGAUGAAGUCUAGUGAAGUAGGGGGAAAACCUACAGAGUUAAUUUU